AUGCAACAGAAGGAAAAGUCAGAGAGAGUCCAAGCACGAGAAGGACUUGAUGCACUGUUGCUGGUUCUAAGAUUAGAAAGAAACCUGAGUCAGAAGAGCCAGCUGUUUAUCAACUCAGUAGGCAGCAGUACAAUAAAUACCUUGCUGGAUGAUCUAUUAGAGGAUGGAGUAAUACACCUGGAAGAGAUAUACAAAGUGAGAGAUGAAAAUGCUACAGUCACGGAUAAGGCUCAAGUCUUGACUGACCUUGUUAUUGGGAAACGGUGCCAUGCUUUUGGGAAAUUUAUCCAGCAUCUCUGUCAAGAAGACCCUGAAAUUGCAUUGAAGAUGGGGCUGAAGUAA
Choloepus didactylus (southern two-toed sloth) is the source of this 342-nucleotide messenger RNA. RefSeq names its product caspase recruitment domain-containing protein 18-like. The record is from RefSeq and is a predicted model, not a curated record. The transcript has 2 exons. Gene Ontology annotation, cellular component: protein-containing complex. Gene Ontology annotation, molecular function: caspase binding; cysteine-type endopeptidase activity. NCBI's taxonomy places the organism in Eukaryota, Metazoa, Chordata, Mammalia, Pilosa, Megalonychidae. The coding region runs from base 1 to 342 and encodes 113 amino acids. Gene Ontology annotation, biological process: regulation of apoptotic process; proteolysis.